AUGGAAGAAUCACAAGUGAAAUUACCAAGUCGUUAUAUUGUAGAAGAUAAACAUUUUGCAUUAGACAGUAAAUUUGUGAUUACAGAUGAAACAGGCAAUAUUUAUUAUACAGUUGAUUCAACUCUAUUUACUAUGGGUGAUAAAUUACAAAUGUAUGAUGCUGGUGGUAAUGAAUUAAUAAGAAUUCGUCAAGAAAAUUUACAUUUACAUAAAACAUAUAUUAUUGAAUCAGUUCGUACUGAUGCUGAUGAAAUGCAAUUAGCAUCAGUAAAACGCACUGGCUUACUUGGACAACAUAAACUAGAAAUUAUUGCUGUUGAUGGUGCAUAUAUAAUGGAAAAAAGAGGAAAUGCGUUUUCGCAUGAAUUUAUGUUGAAAAAAGGUGAUGAUGUAGUUGCUAUUGUAACAAAAGAUCCGUCAGCAACGAAAAGUAUUUAUUGGUUAGAUGUAUCUGCUGAUAGAGAUGAAUAUCGUGCAUUUCUUGUAGCUUUGGUAAUUGUUCUAUCAUGUGCACAACGUUUACCGGGUAAUCCUCUUUCUACACCUCAUGAGGGUAACGCUAAACCUUAA
Molecule: messenger RNA, 570 nt
Organism: Adineta steineri
Lineage: Eukaryota; Metazoa; Rotifera; Eurotatoria; Adinetida; Adinetidae
Source: the annotation of a GenBank genome assembly